Molecule: messenger RNA, 2261 nt
Organism: Parasteatoda tepidariorum (common house spider)
Lineage: Eukaryota; Metazoa; Arthropoda; Arachnida; Araneae; Theridiidae
Source: RefSeq, a predicted model, not a curated record
UUCCGCACUUGUGCCUGCGAUCACGUAACCCAUAACUACAAUUUCCCACACGAAAUUUAUUAAAAAAGAGGCGCCAACAUCGGCGAUUUCAAGCCAAAGUUGUUCUUUUUACCGGCAAGCGUGUCUUCUCUUUGAUGAAACGCGAACUACGGUGUGGUCUUGAUAUAAGAAGAUAAGGCAUGGAAUCAUGAAGGGACACUCUACUGUCAUACGGUCAUCAGAGAAGACUUUUUUUAUACGGUCAGUGGGAUCAGUACUUUGUACUGCAUAUUCGAUUGGUCAUUUCAUACUAUCAGUCUUUAAAUAUUUUGAUAAAAAGUUUUUUCCUUUGAGGGUGCUGUACUUAAAUUAAUAGUUCGUGUUGAUAUUGUUGGUAAUGGUGGAACAAGACAAACGUAAAUGUCACCCAAAGUAUGAAAACCGUAAGAGAGAAAAGAAAACAAAAAACGAAAACACCAGAACAAAACAAGCAGCCUCCGUUCAUCUGCUGAUCGUAAUGGGCACAUUGUGCCGUCUUCUGCCCGUUAUUGUCCGUCCAGUUUCAGCCAAUCCUUUACCGGCUGAUGAUAUUCUAAGAGUCGCUGAAUAUUCUUUUGCCGAGAAACUACAAAAUCCCUGUGCUCUUAUAGAAACGAGUCGGCUGCAGUUUCCUGAAAGCGAACAGGAACGCCGCUCGACCAAAAGAACUGUGGUGAAAGAACUGAAAGCAAAAGCCAUACUACUUAAGGAAACUGCUCAAACAAUUUUAAGAACAAAUGUGCUUCCUGAUUGUUCAACCCUAGAACUACCUCUUGUUGCUUUAGUUCCUUCAGCCGAAAGUAUAUUAAACACAGAUCCUAUUGAAGUUCUUCGAAUGUUCUACACAUCGCUGCUCAAUCACACAGCUCAUGUCUACUUCAUAUGCGAGCAAUUGCAGAAGCAUCCCUCUGACGAAUCCUGCAACACAGCCGAUCUUUUAGUGAGUGCCAAGUCUUUGAGUGCUCACAUGAGGGAGCUCAUGUGCAUCCUCAGAUUCUCCCUGAUAGCCAUACCAGAAGAAGUGGAUGAAGAAAAUGAUUCUUACUUAUCAGACUCCACGUCUCAAAUUCUUAACGAAAUGUUAAUGGACCAACCCUUGUGCUCAAGGAGGUCUGUUAGAGACUGUCAGACAAUGACAAGUACUGUAAAGUUGCUUACAGAACUCACUACUUACCUUCAAGGGACGGAACUGCUAAAAGACGAAGACCCGGCCUAAAAAUUGAUAAUCGCGUUAAUACGACCAUUGAGGUGCUUCGAAACAGUCUUUCCUAUCAUCUUGCACAAUUCGUCCGUUAAGCAUGUUUUACAUUCCUUUCGUGAAAUGUGAUUUAUUAUAAAGACAUUUUCAUUUAUGGAAACCAAAAUUAUCAUAAGCUUUCUUUUUCCUCUUCAAAUACUCAGUAUUAAGAUAUAGUUAACUGAGAAACUUUAUUGCAGUUAAAUUUUGCCAUACUACACUUUUUUUUUCCAACAGGGCUAUUUAACAUUUGACAGACUGAUGUAUCAAGACUAUUAUUUUAUUGCAUGUAUAUAUCUAUACUUUUUAGGGUCAAUUUGAAAUAUUAAAAAUAAGUGAACAACACUGCUGAUAUUUUCUACAUUAUCUAACGCAAUUAUAUCUUUACAAAUUUAUCACGCUCGUUUCUCUUAGCUUAAUAGCUUUGCUAUUGUCGUAAUAGUUUUCCUAUUGCGACACAUAUUAAGAAGAAAUACGAAUUUUAAGAAACGAGCUCUUAAUGAAAUAUUUUAAUAGUAUUGAAUUUAUUUUUGUCUUCAAUCAUUACAAUAUUAUUUCCUAAUUACUAUCAUAAUCAUGCGCGUAAAACUUCAUAAAAAUUUAAUUUUAAUUUUUUUUUAAAUUGAAAUAAAAUAUUGAAGUAAGUGUUAAAGGAUGGUAAAAAGGUUUAUUUAACUAUAUGCAUCAUAAAUUCCAAAAACUUGUAUAUAAUUACUAUUGUUUGAAUAUCACUAGUACUUCAAAGACAAAACAGUUUUGAACUAAAUAUUUGCAACUUUGAGCUUUAAAAAUUAGUCAUCCUUUUUUAAAAAGAAAAAUAAGUUCUUUAGUUAUUGUAUAGAUCCUAAAAAAUAAGUACUACUUUCCCUAGUUGGUGAAAUUCCUGGUUAAUUAGCACGUUCGAAUUUUUUUAUUAUUCGAUUGUGCUUUUUAUUACACCAUUUUAUUAAAUAUUUUUUUAAGAAAAAUUUUAAAUUUUAUACUAUAUAUUUUUUAAUUUUUAUUG